This is a messenger RNA of Pollicipes pollicipes, 1077 nucleotides long. RefSeq names its product melanopsin-like. Gene Ontology annotation, molecular function: G protein-coupled receptor activity. The record is from RefSeq and is a predicted model, not a curated record. The transcript has 2 exons. NCBI's taxonomy places the organism in Eukaryota, Metazoa, Arthropoda, Thecostraca, Pollicipedomorpha, Pollicipedidae. Gene Ontology annotation, biological process: G protein-coupled receptor signaling pathway. Gene Ontology annotation, cellular component: membrane. The coding region runs from base 1 to 1077 and encodes 358 amino acids.
AUGGCCAACGGUCUGUACCACCUGGUCAAGUUGGGCGUGGGUCUACUCCUCAUGGGCAACUUCGCUCUGCCGCUCGUCGUUGUCUUCCGCAACGAAGCACUCUGGGACGAGCCCAUGGUGCUUCUCGUCACUAACCUCGCCGCCGCCGACUUCGCUCUAGGAUUCACUGCGGCCGCCAUCGGUGUGGCAGACAUAGUGUUCGAGCGGAUGCCGCCACCACUCUGCUCCUUCAUCAUGUUCUCUAGCGUCGGUGCAGCCGUAGCCAUGAAGCUGGCGCACGUCUGGCUGGCGUUGGACCAGUUCGUCGCUGUCAGCUUCCCGCUACGCUAUUACGAGCUGAUGGAGAACAUCACGAAGCGGCUGCUGAUGCUGACCGGCCUGCUGGCGUUGCUGCACCUCGUCAUCGGCAUGAUCAUGUUCUACCUGGGCUUGGAGACGCAGGCGGAAGAGUACCAGCGCAUCAACAACGACACACAGAUUCUGGACGGCUGCCGCUGGGAGACCACCAUCCCCAGCAGCUACAUGAUCACAUUCGAGGUGGAGAUCUUCUGCUUGGCCUUCACGGCCGCUGGCCUCUUCAUCUACACCGGCUUCGUGGGACUGCGACACCAGUCCCGCAUCCAGUCGGAGCACCUGACCGACGCCGCCGACCACCAGCUCGAGAAACGCUUCUUCACCAACUUCCGCGCCUUCAAGAAGAUCAUUCGCGUGAUCCUGCUGACGCUGCUGCUGGACGGGCUGAGCGUGAUCCCACGCAUCGCCAGCCGCUGGUACCCGAUGCCGCUGCUCAACGGCCUGCUCCACCAGCUGCGCCUGAGCCUGAUCGUAAUUGAGGGGUGGACGUACGGUCUGUUGAACGCCAGGAUGCGCGCCGCCUACGGUGAGUUCAUCGGUUGCGGCCUGUGCUGCGGCCCUGCCGCGGAGGGCGCCGUGGCGCCGGCGCCGGAGCCGGCCGACAUGCCGGAGCAAGGCGGCAUCGCCGAGCCAGGGGUGGCGCCGCCCGCCGAGCACUGGCUGCGGCUGCGGAUCGCGGUGGGAGCCCAGGAGGGUCUACAGCUGCUCGGCAACAACCAGUAG